AAAGGAGCGCCGGUAACGUUCCAUUGCCACGACAACCGUACUGCGCAUCCUCUUUAUCCAAACCGCUACCUAGCGGUCCGCAGAAACGGAAUAGAGCACACAAGGGAAAAUACCCUGGGGAAUUAUACCACAGAUCACCUCCGGUCCUCCGUGGUAGCAGUUGUGGAUGCACAAGCACACAUUACCGUUCAUCGGCUUUAUUGUCGCUGAUCACAAUUCCACAUUCGCCAGUUUCACGUUGAUGAAUUUCAGUCACGCGAGUACCCGGGAAUAUGACUUAUGAGUGUGUGUGGCGCAGCGGCACCAAUGUCUUUAUUAGUCAGCGGUAUGUUGUUAGCGCUGCGUUCACCGCGCAACAGCUCUUUACGCCACCCAUGCACAAUGUAUCAGCCAUGAUUGUUGUGCCAUGGCGCCGACCAUCUGCGUCACCGGGUGCGUAAUCGGAAAACCUCGUCUGGUUCUUGAAAGCCAAAGGGCGCGUCUGCUACGUGGCGUUGAUUGUUCCGGUGGGAGUAUGCCGGUCGGUAUCGAUGCUGGUUCAGAGUGGAUGAUGUGCUGGACGAAUGGCUGGUUCGAACCGCGUUUAUACGGUGAUGGCAUUGACCAGCGCUAAUAAUGUGGCUGUUUUUUUGGAUCUGAUCCCAUGUGCAGUGGUGGCCAGUGGUCACGCUGGCCGCUGGGUGCGAGCAGCUCAUUGCAGUGGACCUCGUAAUGAAGCGGGAAAAUGUCAAGAGCCGGAAUGCCAAUUUGUCUUUUAUCACCUUGAAUCUUUGAUUUCACAUCUCUGUGCUUUCCAUAAUCGGGUUGAAUUCAGCGUGAAGGAGAAAACAUUUCAAAAUUUCGAUGAAUUUGUAUCUUGGAAAGCUGAUUUCGAAGAUUUGACUGCCAGCCAAUUCAACCAUGCGAAUGGAGAGAAAAAAACUGGAGCUGAAAAAUCUCUCAGAAUGUAUUCUUGCUUUCGAAAUUUCAAAUCUACCGGAGACGGGAGUUCGAAAAAAGAACGAAAAUUUAAAUGUACCGCUUUUAUUAAGGUUAAAACCACCAGUGAAAGUGUGGUAGCGUCUUAUUGUGAGCAACAUUAUGGCCACGAUGUCAACGCUGACCUUCAUGCUCAAAAGAUUCCCGAAAGACUUCGGAUCGAUAUCGGAAGUAGGCUGGCUUUGAGCGCAGACCCACGCGUAAUUGUGCGAGAUGUGCGAAAAAGCGCAUGGGAAAGGCUCGAGAAAGAGGGUGUUCAUUCGCGUGCAUUAUACAUUACAUUGCAAGAUGUAUACAACAUUCGUCGCGAACUAAAGCUGCACUGGGAGCCACGCAAAGCCUGUGAAUACCAGUCAAUGGGACUUGAAGCUGCGUACGAAAACACGGUUCCAUUUCAGGAAAGGAAUUUGUUAUACUUAAAAAACAUCUCGCAAAAAUGUAUGCAAUUCCCGGAAUUACCCGAAUCCUAUUUUAUUGCCGUUCUUCAGACGCCUUUUCAAAGGGCACAGUUUAAAAGACUAAACCGCAAAAGUCUGUGUAUUGAUGCAACACAUGGUGUUUGUGGCCAGCGAGGAUUUAAACUUAUAACGCUAAUGGGUAUCGAUGCUGCAGAACGCGGAUUUCCAGUUGCACAUUGUAUUGCAAAUCACGAAGACGAAUUAACAGUUUCGGCUUUUUUCAAAAUGCUGAAAGAGCAAAUCCUAAAUUUCCAUGCGGAGUGGUUUUUAUCUGAUGAUGCUCCUGCGUUUUUUAACGCUUACCAGCAAGUGAUUGGAUGCAAUGCCAAAAAAAUACUAUGUACAUGGCAUGUACGGAAAAAUGUGAAUCAGUGGCUUGACAGACACGCGCGUUCGUUUACCGAUGCGAAAAAGCGAUUCGGCAAUAUUAUGUAUGCUCGCGGAAUAUCUGAAGCGGAAGCCGAAAGCGCUGAGCUGAUUAGAUUGGUCAGCACGGACAAGAAGGUGUAUUCUUAUUUAUCCCAGUAUCUGGAACGCAUAAGCGAGUGGUCACUGCCUUACCGCAUCGGCGCUGCCUUUUCGACCAGUGCGUUUAUAGAAAGCUUCCACAGAGUUCUUAAGCGCGUACAUCUGAAUGCAAAAACCGGCCUUCGAAUUGAUGAGCUGUACGGCGGCCUACUGGACUUCAUCGAGCAGCUUGAAAUUAAGCUUUUUACUGAUACCGUGACUGCCAGUCCAUCGUACCGACAGCAGCAAAUUAAGCGAAAUCACCGGGAGGCCGUAAAAUCAAUUUCGAAGUAUUCGUUUGAAAAAGAGGCAGAAUCUCGAUAUGUUUGCAAGAACUUGAUUACUUUUAAUGAACAUGUCAUUAUCCUUGCUGAGUGUGCUACAAGAAACUGCGAAACGGUUUGCACCGGAUGCAAUGUUGCGAUUUGUAUUCACGGUUUUCUUUGCGACUGUCCUUCUGCAGUAGGAGGGUUUCGGGCUUGUAAUCACGUCCAUUUGCUCUGUCUAUCCAAAAAAGCACAACUGCAGUCGUCUUCUCUUCUUAAAGAUUCCCAACAAACAGCUGACUUCUUCGGUUUCGAAAAUGUCGCCCAGGCGGGGUCAGACUUUCUAAUGUCCACGCUACAGAGCGCUUCAACUGUGCCACAAUCGUCUGGGUCGAAAUAUACAAUGCAGUUGCAGACACUUCGCGAUUUUUUAAAUGACGCCACGGACAACAAGAGUCCAGAAAACUUGGAGCUGGUGUCGAAGUGUGCUGCGUUAAUUCAGAAACACCGGACGAAAGCUGAUUUGUUAAGUCAGAUUUCUACAGCCGGAAUUCGAGAAGCAAAAGCAAGAAAUUCAAGACUAAAACGUCAGCCGCGCAGAUUUAAGAAGUCCAAGAAGAAGACUAAACAAGUUUAAUGUUCCCAAAGCGAAUAACGUUGGAUUACGUUUGUAGUUGUACUAACUCUGUUACUCUGGUUUGGACUAUAAUUUAACCUCUGCAUUGUGAUAGCUUUAUCACUCGGGUUGAGACUAUGAUGUAGACUUGCGUUCAAUAUACUAACUUUGCUGCUCAGAUUUUAUUUAGAUUUAGCUUGUACUGGUAACGUGUACUUCUGAACCA
This is a messenger RNA of Paramacrobiotus metropolitanus, 3051 nucleotides long. RefSeq lists its product as uncharacterized. The record is from RefSeq and is a predicted model, not a curated record. Lineage: Eukaryota; Metazoa; Tardigrada; Eutardigrada; Parachela; Macrobiotidae. The coding region runs from base 564 to 2846 and encodes 760 amino acids. The transcript is spliced from 7 exons.